AAACGAACUGCUCUACUUGGGCCUUAUCCAAUUACCACGCGCGGUUUGACACGUUCCAUUUUCUCUCUCUGUCUCUAACCUUAUUACCAAUUCGCGGCGAAUCGCCGCCGACUGUACCAAAAAUUUCCAUGGCUGUUCCCCAAUCUCACUCUCUUCUUCUUCUUAUCUGUUUCUUUUCCUUCUUUCAUGGCCGAACUUUCUCUCUCGUCAUUCCAGUUACUAAAGAUUCCGUAACGAAUCAGUAUUUGGCCUCCGUCUACCAUGGCUCUCCGAUUAAGCCGAUCCGUCUCGCCGUCGAUCUUGGCGGUCCUUCUCUCUGGAUGGCCUGUGGAAGUUCUACCUCCAGUCGCACGAUUCAGAGCCGGUCGAUUCAGUGCGUUGCGGCGACAGGCGGUGGUAGUAGAUCUGGGUCUGGAGGCGGCGCGUGUGAGGUAGUUGCGGGGAAUUCGUUUGGGGCUUUGGUAGGGAAGGCGUUGCUGGUUGAGGAUACGGUGGCGGUGAGGGCUUUGGAACGGUCGACGGCGGCGGUGAUUGUCGCUGUUCAUUCUUGUGCUCCGAGGUUUCUUUUGCAAGGUUUGGCGAAAUCUGCUAAAGGUAUUUUGGGGCUUGGCCGGAAUCAGAUCUCGCUUCCUGCUCAGAUUGCAACGGAGCUCGGUUUUCACCGGCGAUUUUCCGUUUGUCUUUCGUCGACGAACGGCGUCGUUUUUCCCGAUAGUGGAAGUCAAGACUCUGUUUAUGGAUCAGAGAUUUCGAAUUCUUUGACUUAUACGCCGAUUUUGACUAAGAUAAUCGACGGCUCUCAGUCAGCGGAGUAUUUCAUUAAUGUGAAGGCCAUCAAAGUCGACGGAAACCGCCUCGAUCUGAACAAAUCGCAACUCGAUUUGGACGGCGAGGACGGCGGAGGGACGAGAUUGAGCACGGUGGUUCCAUACACCGCACUGGAGAGCUCGAUUUUCAAAUCUCUGACGGCGGCAUUCAGAGAGGCGGCCAGAGCAAUGAACAUGAAAGAAGUGGCUCCGGUGGCAUCGUUUGAGGCGUGUUUUGCAUCGGAAAACAUGGAGAUGACGGCGGCAGGGCCGAAAGUUCCGAUGAUUGAACUGAUUCUGCAGAGCGAGUUGGUUAGAUGGAAAAUCGAUGGGAGAAAUUCGAUGGUGAAAGUUAACGAUGAAACGUUCUGUUUAGCGAUCGUCGACGGCGGAUUGAAGCCGAAAAACGCCGUCGUAUUGGGAGGCUAUCAAAUGGAGGAUAUCGUGCUUGAUUUCGACAUGGGUUCUUCUAUGCUUGGAUUUAGUUCCUCUUUGCUGCAGAGGAAGAGAUCUUGCUCGGAAUUCUCGCCGGAAAAUUUACUGAAAUCAACAGAAUAAUUUUGAGGGGGAAAUUAGGAUUUUGUUGUGCUUUGUUGAUGAUACUUUUUUUUUCUUUCAAAAAUUUUGAGAUAAUGUUUUUUGGGUUAUGACUUGUGACAA
Molecule: messenger RNA, 1466 nt
Organism: Cucurbita pepo subsp. pepo (vegetable marrow)
Lineage: Eukaryota; Viridiplantae; Streptophyta; Magnoliopsida; Cucurbitales; Cucurbitaceae
Source: RefSeq, a predicted model, not a curated record